Messenger RNA from Acanthoscelides obtectus, 673 nucleotides. NCBI's taxonomy places the organism in Eukaryota, Metazoa, Arthropoda, Insecta, Coleoptera, Chrysomelidae. The record is from the annotation of a GenBank genome assembly.
GAACAAUUAUUUUAUCAAGAGUGCAACUGAUAUAGUAAGCACCAUACCUUCAAGUAAUGAGGAAGCUAUAAUGGCAGCAGUGCCUUUGGAAGAGGAAUUUUUGAGGUUUAAAGAAAUUCCAUUGAAUAAGCUACGCAAAACUGUUUUUCAAUUGAAGAAAAAAUCUGAUGAAGCACUUUCAUGCAGUUUGGUGAUGUAAUUGGCUACCCCGUUUUGAAUAUUCUAAAUAUACUAAUAUACAUCGCUCCGAACAGGAAAGACGACUGCGUUGUUGAAGAGGAGUAUUAUAGUCCAAGUACCCAAAACAACAAUCCACGUAACCCAGAAGACUUGCGACCCAUCAAUCUUAUGCCAGUCGUCGAGAAAGUUAUAGAAAUAACAUUGCAUGAACAGCUGAGUGGGCAUCUACGUGUGAACGAUGUUCUUUUUGAGAGGCAAUCCGGGUUCAGAAGAAAUCAUUCUUGUUAAACUGCAUGCCAAUUUGUAUGUACAAAGUGGAAAAAAGAUGUAGAUGAUGGUAAAGUGUUUGUGUUUGUCUGUUGACCUAACUAUUGACAGGAAAUUGUUGUUGAGAAACUGUGAAAUGUAUGGAAUUAAGAGUACAGCCCUCUUGUGGGUGGGUGAUCAUCACUGAUCAACAACCAAAAAAUAUCCUAAAUAAAAUCAACAAAAU